AUGGCGUCGCCAGAGAUUUCUUUGUCAUGGACAGGUGUAUUUACUGUUGCGCCGCAGAACAAAACCCUCCCUGGAGACAAGAUACUUCUACCACAAUCGGCUCUCGAACAACUCCUUUCCGCAUCCACAAUUAUAGUCUCAGGCGCAAAUCGACCGAACGCCCCAGCUUUCGACCCUUUCAAUCCAUACUCUCUCGCUGCUGCACGCGCAGAGCAGUCAGAGUGGCGAGAUGCACAACAACAACUCCCACAUCCCCUCACCUUUCGACUGGUCAAUACGAAGAAUGGAAAUGUGGUACAUGCCGGUAUUCGCGAGUUCUCUGCAGACGAAGGAGAGGUAGUACUGAGCUCUUUCUUACUCGAGGCACUGGGCAUCACCGAACCUACGAAGUCAAAAGCUGCUAGUCGUGAGGGUUCACCAAAUGCGCCCAUUGACCUCACCAACGACGAACCAGAAGAAGAACCGACACGAAUUACAAUUCACGCGAAGCAACUACCAAAGGGCACAUAUGUUCGAUUACGACCGCUCGAAGCAGGAUACAACCCAGAAGAUUGGAAGUCUCUGCUGGAACGACAUCUGCGAGAGAACUUUACCACUCUCACCAAAGGCGAGAUCUUGACUGUGCGAGGAUCCAAGUCUGAAGAAUUCCGUUUCCUGAUCGACAAGUUUGCGCCCGAAGGCGAUGGCGUCUGCGUGGUGGAUACAGAUCUGGAGGUGGACAUCGAGGCAUUGAAUGAAGAACAGGCGAGGGAGACUCUCAAGCAAAUUAUGGCCAAGGCACAAAAGGCUCCAGGUGCUGCUGAAGGGAGCUCUGUUGGAGGCGAUUUAAGCAUUUGGAAGCCCAAUACUGGACAAGUCCUUGAUGGUGACUAUGUGGAUUAUCAGCUCGUUUCGUGGGACAAGACCCAGGGUAUAAAUAUCGAAUUGUUCGCUGAAGACAGGGAUAAUCUAGAGCUAUUCAUGAGCCCGUACUCGUCUCGCCAGAGAGCUAGACCGCGAGACGAUGAGCAUGUUUUCGGAGACUUUGACAAUGUCUCCACGAAGAGUAUCACCCUUCAGCCGUCGAAUGUGGAACUGGAGAACGCAGAGGCACUUUACAUAUCAGUGCAUGCUCGCGAGGACGGUACUACACCAAGACCGCACAAGUUCUCUCUAGCCUUCAAGUCUGUCGACAAGCAUUUGAACGGGUCUGCAGCAAACCCUGUCUCGCUUGACGACGAUACUGAGAUGCACAACCCUGAUGAAGAGCAGUGUAAGAAUUGUCAUCAGUGGGCACCAAAGCGCACGAUGAUGUUGCAUGAGAACUUCUGUCUUCGUAACAACAUCCUCUGUCCUCAUUGUGAAAAUGUCUUCCAGAAGAAGUCCCAGGAAUGGGAAAACCACUGGCACUGUCCCUUCGACUCUACGUACGGCAAUACGCCAGGUAGUAAAGCCGCUCACGAUUCUAUCGUGCACAGCUCUCGACAAUGUCCCAACUGCCCUUACGAAGCCACAAACCUCAGAGAUCUUGCUUCGCACAGGACGUCAGUGACUACAGAUUGUCACCUCUGCUCGAAGAUCAUUCGCCUUCGAGACAUGGCAACACAUUUGAAGCAUCAUGAACUUGAGAAAGUCAACAAGUCCAAGCCCGCAAUAUGUCGAAACAUCAACUGUGGCAGGACUCUUCACGGAGUAGGCAAGAGUGGAGAGAUCGGAGCAGGGAGCCGCAUGGGACAGGGACCUGGGAACGACCUUGGGCUAUGCAGCAUCUGCUUUGGGCCACUCUAUGUGAGCAUGCAUGACCCAGAGGGCAAGGCUAUGAGAAGACGAGUAGAACGUCGGUACAUUUCUCAGGUCAUCACGGGCUGCGGCAAGAAGUGGUGCCAGAACGAGUAUUGCAAGACCGCAAAAGCUCGGACUGGGAAUGGUGUUUCGGCGACCACAACACUGGAAGCCGCUCCAAAAGUGAGACAUCUCAUGGACUCACUUCCCAACAAGGCUUCACCUAUGUAUUUCUGUGUGGAUGAGGGCAGUCAGAAGAGGCGUGGUUUGGCGGAACUCAUUGCGGCCGAGAAGAUUUAUGAGUUGGAGUGGUGUGUUGCUGCUUGCGAGGCAGAGACAGGACAUCUCGAUCAAGCUCGUACAUGGCUUCAGAAUUGGGCACCGAAAAGGAAGUAAGUGGCAUUGGGUCUGGGACAGGAUUUUUGUGGGUGCAUAGCGACAGGCGUUUAGGAUAGCGAUAGAUUGCUGCAUUUACAUAGCAUGAGAGAG
Mollisia scopiformis is the source of this 2250-nucleotide messenger RNA. RefSeq lists its product as uncharacterized. Gene Ontology annotation, cellular component: VCP-NPL4-UFD1 AAA ATPase complex. NCBI's taxonomy places the organism in Eukaryota, Fungi, Ascomycota, Leotiomycetes, Helotiales, Mollisiaceae. Gene Ontology annotation, molecular function: polyubiquitin modification-dependent protein binding. The transcript is spliced from 2 exons. The record is from RefSeq and is a predicted model, not a curated record. Bases 1 to 2157 code for a protein of 718 amino acids.